Molecule: messenger RNA, 3725 nt
Organism: Tupaia belangeri chinensis (Chinese tree shrew)
Lineage: Eukaryota; Metazoa; Chordata; Mammalia; Scandentia; Tupaiidae
Gene: SHLD2
Product: shieldin complex subunit 2
Exons: 10
Coding region: 418-3102 (894 amino acids)
Biological process (GO): regulation of double-strand break repair via homologous recombination
Cellular component (GO): site of double-strand break; nucleus
Source: RefSeq, a predicted model, not a curated record
UUUAGAAUGAUGGACCUGAUGUCUUGGCAGGGCACUAAGGGACUCUGAAAUUCUGCCUGGAAACCAAGAGCAGAUUUGCUGUGGGAGCCGACUGCCUUACGGCGUAGCCGUCUCUGCCUUUCACAGGGUAACAGAACGCGGGAAAGAGGCCACAUCUCACCGUUUUCCCUCUAGGCCAACCUGCCCUGCAUCCUUCCUUUUGUCAUCUUUUAGAAGAGACAAGGAGUAGCAGGAGACAGUCUCAACUCUACCCUGAACGGAUGACGGCGGUCGUUGGAAGGAAAGGGCACUUGCAAACCCCGGGCGUUCUCUGGUUUAUGCUGACAUUAGCUCCAUUGCUGAUAACGCGAUCGUCACGGUGCAGAUUGGAUGGGAGUUCAAUCCGGUUUCCUUCCUGCUUUCCAGCUGACAUAAACCAUGAGUGGGGGAGCACGAGUCCACAUUUUUUGGGGUGCUCCAGUGGGUCCCCUGGAAAUGACGGUAUCACAGGACACAACUUCUUUAAUGUCGACCACCACGCCCUGGAAGGAAGCCCGGCUCCUGCGGGAUGAGCAUUCUGGACGCCUGAGGGAUGGAGGUCUCUGGCAUGGGGUCGCUGAGUCCCGUUGGGGCCCCGAAGCUGUCGGCCCGCCGGGUCUUCGUGAGCACUCGUUGUCACGCCGUGUGACUAGUCCUGCUCCCGUGAAGGACGACUUUGCACGUUCUGUUUCUGAAACGCAGGCGACAGUCCCCCAGCAGAGUCACCCCACGGGGCCGAGCCAUGCAGCUGGCUCCACGGAGCAGACGGGCAGAGGUGAGGACGGAGCUGAGCCUGUCGGUGACGAAGGAACGCCCCCAAAGCUGCUCGGUGGACACAGGACAGCGGUGGGUGGGCCGCUCGAGGCUCGGGCAGGUACGUGUGGUCAGAGUUUGCAGACAGGCUCCUUCCCGUCGGGCCUGCCGUGUGCAGGUCUGCUGGAUCUGGUCCGCGGCACUGAGCAGAUUCACGUGGGCUCUGACCCAGUCCCGACCACGCGUGUGCCCGCAGAAAGUCACGCAAUGCAAAGCCAGCAUCCGCAGUUCCUGUCCUCCGACCCAGGAGACUUGCCCGAGGGGGAAGGAGCAGGCGGGCCGGGCUCAGGCCUCCGAGUUUCAGCCCACACGGAAUUUCUCAGUGUGAUGACUGCCAGCCAGGUUGCUUUUUUAGCUCAAAGGAAGGAGAAAGGACAGGCUUCUAUAAAUGAGGGGACCACGAGCGAGGAGGCCGGGCCAGAGGCAAGUCCUGGUGAAGUAACAGCAGUGGGAGCUCACUUGACCCCGCCUGACGGUUUUGCGGAAGGACAUGGCAGUGAUCAAACCCAGGUGUAUUCCCUUGAACUUUUUAGUCCCAUUUGUCCUGAAACAAGAAACUGCCCCAUCCAGGCGCACCCUGGCCACAGCCCCGAAGGAACUGCAGCGUGUCCAGAACCCUUGGGCUCUGACGCCGAGUGGCCCCCAGAGGGGCUGCACAUCAAGCUGUGCAGCGCAGGGGUGCUGUGCUCCCAGCCGGGACCUUCACCCAGGAGUGCUGGCAAAAGAAACCGGGCCCCUGACGAUAACCGGGCCCAUUCUGGAGCUCCAUCUAAGGUUCUGCAAGUAGCUAAGAAGAUGAGGCUGGUGUCUAAGCCGCGAGCCUCUGCCGGAGCACGGAGCCCGGGGGCCGCAUCUGCACUGGAGGGGCUUAGGGAAACCUCGCUCAUCAGAGACUGCGGUUCUGCAGGUCGCAAGUACAAUUGUCUUGUCAUGGUGCUGUCUCCGUGUCACGUGAAGGAAAUACACAUCAGAUCGGGACCAAAUGCUGGCACCAAAGUGCCGUUAGCAACCAUCACGGUGAUCGAUCAGUCGGACAGGAAGAGAAGGGUGUGCCUGUGGAGGGCCGCGGCGUUCUGGGCACUGACCGUGUUUCUCGGUGACAUAGUUCUACUCACAGAUGUCACCGUGCGUGAGGACCAGUGGGUUGGGGAGACGACACUGCAGUCAACACUUACCAGUCAGCUGCUGAAUCUUGGCAACCCUUCGUCCAUCCGACCUGGAGGAUGUUCCCACAUCGUCAGCGAUGCUGUCCUUCAAGACCUACUGGCUUAUGUGUCUUCAAAACAUUCCUAUCUCAGAGAUCUCCCUCCCAGGCGGCCUCCGAGGGCCGGCAGCGUGGAGUUUGCAGAGCUGGAGCGACUUCAGCCUGAUGUGUUAGUCCAUGCCCGUCUGAGAGUCGUCGAGGUCACUGUCCUGACAGAGGCGUCCUACACUUACAGGGGACAGACGCAGAGGAAGGUCCUGGUAACCGUGGAGCAGGCCCAAGGCCAACGUUAUGUGCUGGCACUGUGGGGCCCUGGAGCUGCCUGGUGCCCUCAACUUCAAAGGAGAAAAGAUUACAUUUGGGAAUUUAAGUAUCUUUUCGUUCAGCGCAACUGCAUACUAGAGAGCUUAGAGCUGCAUACCACGCCGUGGUCGUCCUGCGAGUGCCUGUUCGAUGAUGAUACUAGGGCAGUUUCCUUCAAAGAACAUUUUCAGAAAAGUGUAUCCUCCCCUGUGAAGAUUUCAGACUUAGCAACCCACCUGAAGGAUAAGUGUUCAGGAGUGGUUCUGAUUGAAGCCCGGGUUUUAGAGCUGGCGUUUCCUAUCACCGCAGCUCAGAAGCUGGUUCUCAACGCCCGCAGUUCUCUGAAGACCGUCUUCUCCUCCCUUCCCAGUCUCGUAUACACAGGCUGUGCAAAAUGCGGCCUGGAGCUGGAGCUAGACGAGAACAAGAUCUACACGCAGUGUCUGCGCUGCCUGCCGUUCACCGCCACCAAGACGCACUAUAGGCCCGCUGUCAUGACUGUGCACGACGGGAGGCAUGACGUCGGCAUCAGCGUGGGGCCGGAGCUGGUAGAGAAGCUGCUUCUCCACAUCCCCGCAGACCGCCUGCGCAGCGCCAUAGGCAGAAGCACACUCGACUGGGGACAGCCGGGACAUGCAGAUGGGGGUUGUGCUCUGCAUGCGUCAUCGUGUGGAACACGCCCUGCGGGGAAGCACCGUGGCUCCUGGGCCUGGUUCUGGCCGCUAAGCAGCCACACGCGGACCCGGUUUACUACAGUCAAGUGAGUGAGCGUGCGAGGCGCUGUGGGGCGGGCUGACACUGGGAUCAGGGGAAGCUGGUCCCUUUGUCAGGUGACCAGACCUGUCCUCAUCAGCCUCAGACUCCCGAAGAAGUGCAGGGAAGGAUACAGGGCAGCUGCAAAGUAAGACGCCUGAGCUCCCUGCAGUCUCAGCCUCGUUUUUGAAUGAGAGUUGAUAUCAAUUAAGUAACUGAUUCAGGUUCUUUGAUAUAAAAAAUCAAAUGUAUGUGUCUGCAGCUGUGAUUAAAGCGUGGCUUUGGGCAGGUGGAAGAGUACUUUUCUGGGGCAAGCAGUGGGUACAGAGGUUAAGGCAGCUGAAUUCCGCAUGGCCUACCAUGCAGUUCGAGUCCCAGACUGGGUGGCUUGAAAAAUAGGCUGGAUGAGAGCCCCACAUUCCAGGAGUGGAGGAGGGGGAUGUGGUGUAGCCGCCCCCCGGGGGUGAUUUCUCACCUUCUCUCUCAUAAGAACAUGCCAUAUAAUAAAUUGGGGGGAGGGCUUUUUGCUACAGGGUGCCCUUUUUGUCUCAGUCGUAACUGAGGAAAACCUUAGUCCCAGCUGCUUACUGAAUGGCUUUAGGAAGCCGACAGCUACCACGCUGGAGCCGCUGCG